AUGGAUGACUGUUACUACUACCUGUACUCGGCGUGCACAAAGAAAAAUUGCACAUAUAGGCACUCGGCAGCUGCAAAGAAGAACUUGAUUAUGUGCAAGUUGUGGGCAAAUAAAAAACAGUGCCGCAACGAAUGUCCGCUCCGACACAGCGAUUAUCAUCUCAGAAAGGAUCGGAAGGACAUUCAUUGCUACUGGGAGGACAUGGAGGGGGGCUGUCAGAAAGAGUUCUGUGAUUUUAAACACCGUAACCCGGAAAAAGAUGAGUGGAAGAUGGUAAAAAUUAGGACAUUGGAUGAAAUAAAAAGAAAGCAAAGCGAGGCGCACAAUUUUCACGAUGUUUAUGCGCAGCGCCACCAUUCACCGGAUGAGGCGUUUACCACGGGCAUCUCCGGCUCGCAGCUGUCUGAAGGAGAAAUCCAGCAGAUGAACAAUAUAGGUGCACAUUAUACCUUUAAAAUGGACGACCCAUCAGAUGAUAAAGUGUCACGGAAAGUGUUUUUGCCCAAGGACAUUAAGAUAGGCGGUAAAGCUGCACAGACAGAGCAUGUGAAUAGCAAACAGGACAACCCUCCCUUGCAGCUCGACAAUAAAGAGUUUACAUCUGCAGACAUAGAAAAAGAGCUGGAAAUGAUAGACAAGGCCCUGGAAGAGGAGGGACUGGAUAUGCGGAAGCUAUACGAAAAGUAAAUUUGUUUUAGAAAAUGAAUUUUUGCGUCCACAUGUACAUAAAUAGCGAAU
Messenger RNA from Vavraia culicis subsp. floridensis, 738 nucleotides. RefSeq lists its product as uncharacterized. The record is from RefSeq and is a predicted model, not a curated record. The transcript has a single exon. Lineage: Eukaryota; Fungi; Microsporidia; Pleistophoridae. Bases 1 to 687 code for a protein of 228 amino acids.